This is a messenger RNA of Trypanosoma cruzi, 888 nucleotides long. RefSeq lists its product as uncharacterized. The transcript has a single exon. Lineage: Eukaryota; Euglenozoa; Kinetoplastea; Trypanosomatida; Trypanosomatidae. The coding region runs from base 1 to 888 and encodes 295 amino acids. The record is from RefSeq and is a predicted model, not a curated record.
AUGGCACGUGAGGAUAGCGAAGUGAGGGUGCUGCAGGAUCCGUUGACGUACAUGAGAGCCAUUCACAAAGACGCCGGUGCUCGCUGGGUGCUUGGGCUCAAACCCGUGGAGGACGAGAUGGAAGCACGAGACAAACAUUCCGAAGACACAUUCACGGGUACCACGCUUUUUCCAGAAGUAGCAGGUCGAUGGAGUAAAGGGUGGCUUCGUGUUCCCAUCCUGUUGGGUUUGGCGUGCCUUGUUCAUCUUGUGUAUGUUAUCGCCACGGGAAACAAAAGAAAUCCCCUGGACUUUCCAUCGACUGAAGAAGAGCUGUGGAAUUACAGUCGAUGGCAAAAAGAUGGAAUGCUGGGCUUCUUAAAGAGAGUACGGCACCUUUGGCUCACGUCAUCACUCACCGCAUCGUUUACUCUGGCGCUCUCAUGGAAAUUUGGCACAGCCGCACGGCAUUUUUUGGCACUUUGUGGUGUAGGCAUCUCGCUGUUAUCUGUUAUGGCAAUGAUUGCUCAGUUUAUUAUAUUGUGGGCUGCCUGUGGCGAGUCGCCAAUAAGCAAGGUAGAGGAAUGUAGCGUUCCAUUUGUCUUGUAUUGGACAUUUAGCGUCAUUCGUCUGGGCGGCCCGCCGCUUGCCGUAUGGGGCGUGGGUCCCGUGCUGGACAUCAUCUGGGAUUCACGCGCCUGGUGGAAAAUUCUGCUGGGUCUUCCCUUUUUUUUCUUUACGGUAUCUGUGUCGCUUUGGGUGCUGAACGAGCCUGUAUUUUUUGGCGGCGAUGACGUUUAUCAAUGGUGUGGCUACGUGACGUUGGCCUCAUGGGGACCUCUACUGGUCCUCUGCUGCAGGCAGAGGCGUUUUCAAUUAGUAUUUGUGGAAAAAACUCACAAGGAAUGA